UUAAUUCCGGUCUCUUAUUCCGACGUUUUUCCGAUGGAUAGACACAUACAGCGACUGCUUAACCGGAUAUCGUUGGCCUUCGCCGUUGCCGGAACCCUAGCCCUCUUCCACGUCUUCUUCAAGACCUCCGUUUCCUGCUCCUAUUCCGGCCACAACCUCCACCACCACGAUACCCUAACCCAGACCAUAUCCCACUCCCCAUUUCCCCGCUCCUCCUGCGACGCCGCCUCCCGCCCCACCCUCCUCCCCGACCGCCGCUUCUCCCGGAUCCAAUCCUCCCGCUCCUGGCGCCGUGGCGUCGCCGCUCUCUCCUCCCUCUUCCUCCGCCUCCGCACCGCCCACCUCCUCUCCAACUCUUCCCGUAUCCUCUGUGUCUCGUCUGGCGCCGGCCACGAAGUCGCCGCCUUUCGUGAAUCGGGCGUCGUGGAUGUCACCGGGGUCGAUCUCAUCGACUUCCCCCCUCUUGUCAGCCGCGCCGACCCCCACAAUCUUCCUUUUUUUGACAACGUGUUUGAUCUCGGAUUCAGUAGAGGGCUUUCCGGGGCGCUAUUCCCGGUGAGGUUUGUUGGGGAGCUGGAGCGCACGGUGCGCAAAGGCGGUGCUGUGGCGUUGGUCGUGGAACGGUGCGGCUCGGAGGAGGAAGUGGCGAGCGUGAAAGGCUUGUUCCGGAAAUCAAGUCUCGUGGAGGUGAGCAACAUUACGUUAAGUGAUUCUCAAAUGACUUUGAUUGUUAUGAGAGUUAAUGGAUUGUCUCCUUGAUUUUCAAUUCUUUCAUAUAUGUUUGUCACCUGUAUAUCUGGAUUCAUUUGUACCAAUUUAAUUCAUUGUUCUGCAUCAAAAAUACCAUACAACAUUUCCGUUA
Dioscorea cayenensis subsp. rotundata (Guinea yam) is the source of this 862-nucleotide messenger RNA. RefSeq lists its product as uncharacterized. The record is from RefSeq and is a predicted model, not a curated record. Bases 34 to 759 code for a protein of 241 amino acids. The transcript has a single exon. Gene Ontology annotation, molecular function: S-adenosylmethionine-dependent methyltransferase activity. Lineage: Eukaryota; Viridiplantae; Streptophyta; Magnoliopsida; Dioscoreales; Dioscoreaceae.